Messenger RNA from Saprolegnia diclina VS20, 2504 nucleotides. RefSeq lists its product as hypothetical. The transcript has 4 exons. The record is from RefSeq and is a predicted model, not a curated record. NCBI's taxonomy places the organism in Eukaryota, Oomycota, Saprolegniomycetes, Saprolegniales, Saprolegniaceae. The annotation marks the transcript as partial.
AGAUGCUCAAGAGCUCCGACUCGUGGUUCCUCUACGUGACGGUGCACACGCCCGACAUUGGCAAGCACGACGCCAAGUGCCUCGAGACGGCGCGCAAGGAGCGCGAGGAAGACAUGGUGCAGGGCGGCAAGCUCCUCAACGAAGACGAGUCGGACGUCAACUCGGUCACGUCCGAGCUCGAAAAGUCCAAGGCGUGUGCGGACGAGAAGGCCGUCAAGCGCGACGUGUGGGCGUAUGUCGAAGACGUGUACAACGUCGAGAAGCCGCAGGAGAAGGACGAAGACAUGAUGAUGACGUCGCAGAUCCGCGGCCUUGUCGCGCAGCUCGGCGAAACCUUUGAGAUGCUCACCAACCGCCUCGCGGAAGAGGACGAGUCGAGACCGCCACCAAGAUGCAACCUCCUUCGGUUCAACCGGCUCGUGGGGUCGGUCUGGGUCGGUCGCCAGCUCAUGUUGAUCCGCGGAAUGAGCGCAAUUCUGCUUUUGAGCGCGCCGCAACUUCAACUAACUUCGUCAUGUGGCUACACGCGCAUGGUGGCACGUCCUCGGUCGUAUGUGGAAGCCGCCGUGAUUGCGGGCGAAGCUACGUGGUUCACCUACAGUCUCCACGACCUUUUGGUGCUCGUCUUCGCCGAUAUGACGCGCAUCUACGCGCCGCUCAGCGCCGCGUUCAUAUGGAUAUCGCAUCUCGCGCUCGACGUGGCAGCGCCCGUUGGCAUCUCUAUCGAGAUCGAUCGGCGCUGCGUCGGACAGGACAUGGACUCUGGCCUUCUCUGCACCGCGGGACGCAUCGUCAUCGGCAGCAGCGACCGCGUGCUGCUCCUUCUGUGGCUGCAAAUCGCCUCGCUCGUUGUCGCUUUAGUCAUUGCGUCUGCGUGGCGAGUCGGUAGAGGCUACCACGCGUGCAAAGCCAAUGACGGAUGUGUACUGCUUCUGGGCACGGCGCAAGCCUUCAUUGUCCCGUACCAUGCGGCGCCGCUUGAGCCCCCGCAAUACGACGCAGCGUCGUGUGUCCUCUGUGGUUUGUUGGCGAUACCGCGCACGCGCUAUGCGUUCAACAUAGUGCUCUGGAGCACGACGGCAAUUGAGCUGCCAGCUGCCUACACGACCACCGCGGUCAUUCCAGACAGUCGUGCGCGAGAGACGGUCGACCAUUUUUUUGAAAAACUAGAGAGCAUUGCCGUCGAGACAGGAACGCGGAAGCGACGGCUUUUGCGCGCACUCGGUCUUCUCUACAUGAUCAUCUCCAUUCUGGGCAGUGUCUCGUACUUUGAGAUUUCCAAAGUCAACUUGGCCAACGAUCUCUACUGGCCCAACUUUAACGUCACGGGCCACCACGCGUUUUUUGCCAACUGGCUCAACGAACAGCUCGUGCUGGGUUUAAACAACCACAAUAUUGCGCUCGAUGAUCCAAGCAUCAACCUCCUCGGCUCCUAUGCAGCGCCGACAGCGUUCGUCUCGACCGUCAACAACUAUGGUGCCUGGCUCCAGCACAACGAACUCAGUGCGAUCGAAGCCUCGAUUGCGGGUCUUCGCGUCUCGGAUGCAUGCAACGCGCCCUGGAUCUUUACGCCGUACUGCUACCUCGACUGGAAGAAGCGAUGGCAAAUGGCCUACUCCAACCAGCGCCAACUGCGGUGUCAGAAGAUGGAGAAAAACGCUGCCGUGUACCUCGAGUCGGUGCUGCGCAACAUUGACUAUGCAACCUUUGCGUAUUGUUGGGGCAGUGCGUUUGAGACGGCGUUUGGUGCCGACCUGCGACAGUCGUCCGACGGUCAAGACUGGCUACAUUCAAUGGCGACAGAGCGACUGCCGCUGCAAGAUGAAACCGCGCUGUGGCGCCAGCACAAUCUAUCAAUAUUUCAAGUGCAGUGGCAAAACUACAAGCGCAUCGGCGCCAUCAACAGCUACACCAUAACCAACGCCUACGGUAUCGCCUACCCAAUGACACUCAUGGCCCUCAACGGCAGCUACCGCUGGAGCAGUCAAACAACGUACAAGAUGUACUGGUCACUCGCCAACGAUCUCUCUGCGAUUGCAUCCAACACCAGUGGUAUCAGCGGUCUCAGUCUCUUGCGAACGAGUCCUCGGUUCGCCUUUGCCAACACGUCGCUGCAAGCCGUCCUCACAACAAACUUGACGUUGAUGUCGCCACUGGCCAAAGGACUCGCCCUUGUCGCAGCGACGAUCGGCCCAUUUGGCGUCACAGACAUGGUGUAUGUACGCGUUCCAGCAGCCGUUAGCAGCGUCUUUCGCGACAUAAUUCAAAUGACACGCCUCGCUAUGGCCCCGUCAGUCCACGCUCAAGCCGCCUACAACCAAAUCACACCACUCGGCACGUCGUACCCGAUUCCGAAAAAGUGGCUCACACCCAACUACGGCUCGCUUGGCGGCUCGCCGCUCUGCCAAGAGCUCAUUGCUAGCAAGGUGGUCUCCGGCGGACUCACUUGCAUGCCGUCUUAUGACCUACCGUGUCUGCCAACGUCGCCCGUGCAGAGCAAGUGA